AUGACUACCAACUGCUCGAUUGCACGAAGCACAUUUCCCACAGAUACAGAUACAGAAUCAGAUCAGGGGGAUAGUAGUAGCUCAGAUCCACCAUCGAAUUCUGAGACUAUAGCAACAUUUGAAGAUGCAUUCUCUUGUGACAAGUCCUGGGCUCCAACACCGGCUACAGCUAGAAGUGAAAUUGGUAUUCUGAAUGCAUUUUUGAAAACUUUUGGAAGAGAACCGAUUAGAGGUCAGCUGAAAAAACCUAUCGAAGAUAUUGCUCCUUCAACAAUGCGGUAUUAUAAAAACAAAACACAUGAUACUAUAUCAAUUGUGUUGAAUUUGAUUGCCCCGAAUCAGGAGGAAAAAUUAAUGGAUAUUGUGAUGAAAUCAGAAAAGACGGGUAUUGAUUCGGAUGAUAGACUCCUUGAACAACUUGUAAACUGCUACAAUCGAGCCUCCUCUUGGCAAACAAAGCGCCAAAUUUUGUCAAUAUCUGUUCAGAACCAUACUAAGUCAGCGCUAUUGGAUUUGAUACCGGGUCUGACAAAGUACAGGAUCGACCAGGCAAGAAAACAUGCCAUGGAAGCUGGCCACGCACAACCAGUUGAGAGCCAUCCUGUAAUAAGAAAAAGACUGGACGAUACAAAAGUUGACCAUUUCUUGGAUUUCAUUUCAAGACCUGAAUACACACAAGACGUGGCAUAUGGAACAAAAAAUAUGAAGUUAAGUCACGGAGAAAAAUUAGAGAUACCAAAUGUGGUACGUACAGUCAUUGCAUCUAGACUUAUAGACCUGUACAAGUCCUACUGUCAAGAGAUUGACUUUGAACCACUUGGACGCACUAUUAUGUAUAAUAUACUUCAAGUCUGUGCUGCAUCAAAGAAGGUUUCUCUUGCAGUUGAGGGAACGGAAGGCUUUUCAACGCUUAGACAAAUCUCGAAAACCCUCUCGGAGCUCGGUUUGAGCACAGCAUGGUUGGAUGAGAUAACGAAAUCACUCGCUUCAACUGAACUGUAUUUUAAAACCGAUAUGAAAUUGAACUUAUCAGUCUCCUCGCAAUGUAUCAGUCAUUGCAUUACCUAUGCUCUGUCGGAACAAGAGUGUGAUCAUGAACACACUACGAGCUGUUCAAACUGUGAGAAAAUUCAUUCAGUUUUGGAAAAAAUUGAGAGCGGUUACUCCGCUGCUCAAUUGAAGUUUUCAUACGAAGGUCAAAAAGAAGAAUUGAUUUAUGACUUUCAAAAUGCCAAAAGUGCAGUGUUAAAUUACAGGGCGCAUAUCGUGCGUGCCAUCAAUCAAGAGCGGGCGAAAAAUGACAUUUUGAACCGACGCGACAACGCCGGAUGCUACCAUUGUGCACCGUUAAUUUUAUCCAUGGCUGCGCUUGCAAAACGUCAAAAUGUUACUAUCACUGCUUAUGAUUUUUCUGAAGCUCAGGCUGGAAAGGAUACUUGUGACAGAAAAAUCGCCUCAUUAAAAGCACAUAUCCAACGAUAUAUUAAUGAUGGCCACAAUGUUACAACGGCAUCUGAGAUGUUUGAUGCAUGUAGGUCGUAUAACGGAGUGCGCGGCUGCUGCGUUAGUGUCAUGAACAUUGAUGAAACAGUAAUAAGUGAACGCGUCACAUGGACUGGAAUCACUACAAUGACCAAUUUCACUUAUGAAGAAAAUGGUGUAAGGGUUUGGAAAGCGUUUGGAAUCGGAAAAGGAGUACUACACAGUUAUGAUAAACUCUUACGGAAUAAUGAGUGUAAUGUGCGGCCAAUGUUCACUAUGGGGGAAUAUUCCACUCCUCAAAUAUCUACUGGUGCUGUGCAUCGUACCACUGAAACACUUUUCUCCUGUUCAGAAGAGGGCUGUUCGAAACUGUUUCGAACAGAAAAUGAACUCACAAGACAUUUAUCUGUCGGAAGACAUGAGAGGACGCCUGUACUUGACACAAAGUUUGACUCAAUUAAACGAAAAUGGCAAGGUCGUGUUGCGGAGGUUGCGGCACAGAAGAAAGUACUAUACACUGUCAGUGCUUCAGCGAGUACUUCAACGAAAUCCGUUGUAAGUAGUUGCCCUGAUUUACCUAUGGGUUGGGCCCUGAAGAUCACCACAAAGCGUUCAACAUAA
Molecule: messenger RNA, 2103 nt
Organism: Lottia gigantea (owl limpet)
Lineage: Eukaryota; Metazoa; Mollusca; Gastropoda; Lottiidae
Exons: 3
Coding region: 1-2103 (700 amino acids)
Source: RefSeq, a predicted model, not a curated record